UUUACUACACGAACUACUUAUGGUGUUUUUAACAAAUGGUAUCCCAUGUCCCAGUCAAUUUACCUCGUUUGGUUGAGAUUUGAGAUAAAAGAGUCCAAACAGGGCUUGGAACACCUCGAGUAUUCUGCUCCAGGUUAUUCGCUGAAUGAGGAGUUGCAACAAAAGUCUAAGAAAACUUAUGCUGAAUCCUUAUCUGGCUCCUCUUCAUCACAAGAGAGAGAGGACAACCCACAGACAAAGGAAGACCUGGUGAAGGAGUGCCAAGGAAACAGAAAGUUCUCUGACAUUACAAUAGAGACAUAUUACUAUGAAAAUAUGGAGGAAAACAAAGAAGAAAAAUACGAUUUGCAUCUAAAUAGAGUCAAUCAAGGCUCAGAAUCACCAACUGAUGUAGUACCUAAGCAAUUUGACAGGAAAUCUAGUUCUAGGGAACCAGAACUGACCAGAUCCAGAGAGGGAUCAGAGUCUUCAACAGCUUCCUUGGGUGGUGCUAACAAGAUGGGGCCAAAGGAGGCUUACUUUCGACCCAUCCGAUCUUACAUGGAUGAAGGCCCAGGACCAGCACCCUCUCCACCACGGUCCUAUGGAGAUGAAGGUCCAGGACCAGCACCUUCUCCAACCAAUGGAGCCUCCUCUCGGCCUGGCAGCGGAAGGAAAAGUCACAGUCCUUCUGCUCGGUACCCAGCCACUAUUCACUUUUACUCAGGAAAUCCUGCAGUUGAAUGCAUCCAGGGUGUGCUGCAUCUGUAUAAGGACAAUAAGCCGACACCUGUAAAGGGAGACCACCUACGUAGUGAGUUGAUCUGUAUGCUGUCUGUUCCUGGGGCAUACACUGUCCAUGAUCUCCUCAAGUUUACUGCCCCAGUCAGUGAAGGAAUUGAGUACAUGAGGAUUAUAAGAGAUCCAAGUCCUAACCAGUUUAUGGUACUUGUCAAGUUCAGGAGUCAGGAUCAAGCAGAUGAAUUCUUCACCACCUACAACAACUCACCUUACAAUUCCAUAGAACCAGACAUCUGCCACCUCAUCUAUGUCGCCAGGGUCGAAACCAUGAAAGACAUUGAAGGUGCCUGUCUGCCUACCCCGGGAGUUACAGAGUUGCCCUGUUGUCCUGUGUGCCUGGAGAGAAUGGACGAGUCUGUUGAUGGUAUCCUGACCAUUCUAUGUAACCAUGCCUUUCAUACUAACUGUCUGGAACAGUGGGGAGACACCAGCUGUCCUGUAUGUAGGUACAGUCAGACUCCAGAAGAGUCAGCCAAUCACAGAUGUAUGAAAUGUUCUUCACAGGAAAGUUUAUGGAUAUGUUUGAUUUGUGGUCACAUCGGAUGUGGACGUUACGUUGGUCUGCAUGCUUACAAGCAUUUUCAAGAGACCCAGCAUACAUACUCCAUGCAGUUGGGUCACAACCAGGUGUGGGAUUAUGCUGGGGACAACUAUGUCCAUCGUUUAGUUCAGAGUAAGGGUGACGGAAAACUUGUACAGGUUGGAGAAGGUGGCAGUAGUCAGGUCCAGGGAGAGAAACUUGACUCCCUGAGUUUAGAGUAUACAUACCUACUUACAAGUCAGUUGGAGUCCCAGCGUUUCUAUUUUGAAGAGAAGAUGAACUUUGUAGAACAAGAGGCUUUAGAAAGGAUACAACAGCUUGAAAAGCGACACCAAGAAAAUUUUAAUGAAUAUCAACAGGUUCAGCAAAUGUUAGCAGAGACCCGCAAAGAAAAACAGGGACUGGAAAAAAAAUCUUCUAAUCUGCACAGUAGACUAACAAAGACACUUAAGGAGUUGCAAGAGGAGAAGGAAAUGAAUAAAUGUUUACAGGAGAAUCAAGGAGCCUGGCAGAAACGUGUGGAGAUGCUUGAGGGUCAGGUUCGUACCCUGACUGUAGACAAGGAGAAGGAGAUCCAAGACCUUCAAGAACAAUUAAGAGAUGUGAUGUUUUAUCUGGAGGCACAGCAAAAACUGGCUUCCACAACAGCAGUGUCUCAGGCGGAAAUACAAGAAGGUCAUGUUGUUGUCGGGGCAACAGGAUCAACUCCAUCUCCUUCACACAAAAGAGGUAGAAAGAAGGACAGAUAACUGUGAUUUGGUACCUAAUUGUGAUAUAUAUAUUUCUAUGAUAAUGGGAGAACUUUACUGCAAUGUUUUGUUUUUUUGUUUGUUUAAAUUAUACACAUUUCUCAGCUGCCAGAAUUUUCCAUAAUAUUGCUUUAUUGAUAACUGAAAUGUGUUGAGGCAUUAUUUUAAAAGCAUUUCACACCAAGUUGUCCAUGAUUAAAACUGAAUUCUUGCAAAAUAUGUGUAAGUGUGUAACAUUCUGAAAUAAAAAGAAAAACAAGAUAAGUGAAUUUUUAUGCUAUAAUGCGAUGUCCAUUACAGUAUUCUGACAUGUAUUGUGUAGGCCAAAGAUAUCAGCAGAUCUUGUCUUCAGUGGAUAAAUGUUUUUCCUUGCCAUUGUUCAUUUUCUAGAGAAACAUUGUGAUUAAAUAGACAUUGACAGAGAAAAGGCGGAUGUUAAUAUUUUAGCAGAAUAUUACUUGUGUGUUGCUUGAUUAGUUAUUUCACUUUUUGUCUUUACUGCAAGCGGAUAACUUAUAAACAGUUUAAAAAGAUAUGUUCAUGCAUUUAUUUUUGAGAAUUAUGAUUUCAACUAGUGGGAUUUGAAGGGGGAAUGAGAGAAGGAAAGAAUCUUAAUUAAAAAAUUUAAGAAAAGCUUCUUCUUUUUUUUUAAAUAAUUUUUUUAGCUCACUAGGCCCUAAGGGCAUAUUGAGCUUAUGCUGUGGCGUGGUGUCCAGUGUCAGCGUUUUUUUUUUAAAAGAACCUACUCAAAAUAACCAAUGGACCAAAUGUUUUGAUAUUUGGUUGGUAUGUUUCUUGGAUAAAGCAUGAUAAAGUUUUCAAAAAGAAGUGACCUUGGCAUUUAUUCAAGGUCACAGGGGUAAAAUUUGCACAAUUAGGCCAAAAGGCAUGAUAUUUGGCUGGUAAUAUAUACCAGGUGCUUGCUGCAGGCCCAUUGGACCUCUUGUUUUUACCUUGUCUUAAUUCUUCAUUCUUCAGUGUUCAAGAAAAAUAUUGUGAUGAAAUAGACAUUGGUUGAACAAAAGCAGUUAGUAUUUUAGCAGAAUAUUAUUUGUGUGUUGGCUGAACAGUUAUUUCACUUUUGUUUUUGCUUUGGGCGACACCUCAUAGGUUUUGUAGAUGAAUGAGAGAAGAGAAGAAUCUUGAUACAAAGAAUGAGAAAACCUUGGUUUUUUAUAUGUAUUUUUUUAAUUGCAAUGAAAAGAUUCGGCAGUAAUGAAAACUUGGACAAACAAGUAGGUUGCUCAAUGUUAUACAUUCCUGAUUUGUUUACAAGGCAAUGAUUGGCUGAUUGUGUUUCAUGCUAUUAUAUAAAGAUUGCUGUGCCCUGAAAAUUUUUAAUCCAUAAUCAGUGACAAAGUUUCUAUGAAAGAUAUCUUAUUGUAAUUGUCUUAAUGAAAAUAUCUAGUUUUACACACCAUCAAAAGUAAUUGACAGGGUAUAUUAUAGUAUGACAUUGUCUGUUUUAUUUGUCAUGCAGUUUUCAACCAAUCUUUCUCUAACAUUGUAAACUCAAAACUCAAACACAGUAAUAUGAUUCAACAAUUUUUGAUUGAGUUAUUGCCCUUUGUUUUAUUUCCUUGUUCCUGAGAUUUUUUUUACCAAUUUCUCUAAAACUUUGACAGCUUUAUAACUAUAA
Molecule: messenger RNA, 3709 nt
Organism: Ylistrum balloti
Lineage: Eukaryota; Metazoa; Mollusca; Bivalvia; Pectinida; Pectinidae
Product: BRCA1-associated protein-like
Exons: 16
Coding region: 46-2070 (674 amino acids)
Biological process (GO): protein ubiquitination; Ras protein signal transduction
Cellular component (GO): cytoplasm
Molecular function (GO): zinc ion binding; ubiquitin protein ligase activity
Source: RefSeq, a predicted model, not a curated record